Molecule: messenger RNA, 1359 nt
Organism: Microdochium trichocladiopsis
Lineage: Eukaryota; Fungi; Ascomycota; Sordariomycetes; Xylariales; Microdochiaceae
Product: RXT2-like protein
Exons: 4
Coding region: 1-1359 (452 amino acids)
Biological process (GO): negative regulation of silent mating-type cassette heterochromatin formation; negative regulation of rDNA heterochromatin formation
Cellular component (GO): Rpd3L complex; cytosol
Source: RefSeq, a predicted model, not a curated record
AUGGCCAUGAAAAAGGCCAAGAAAAGAAGGGCAUACGAGUCCGAGUCCGACUCGGAGAUUGAGCAUCAUGGCAAUCGUGGCCAGAAGUUCAAGAAGCGCUCGAGAUUUGUGCACGAGGGACAGCUGGCUCCUCCGUCCGGCCCUGAAAUGUACAGAGAGAUUAUCAAUCAUGCCGGCUACCGACGUGCCAUCAUCAGCCGCAACAUGCCCCUCUACGAUGACGACGGAUACGAGAUCGACAGCGAGGAAGACGAUGAUCGCAUACAAGACCUGCUUGACGAAGCCGCCGAGUUUGAUCCAUACGCCACAGUCCGUCUGGAAAACAUCCUCGCACCUCUCACUGCCGUUACCGACCUGCCCUCCCACACGACACUAUCGCGACCAUACACCUCAAAGACCUUGACGGAGCUCACAACCCAAGGCUGCAACAUCAUGCACAAAGAGAACGCGGCCCUGUGGAAGAUCAAGCACUUGCAGACAAGGCUGAUUGGCGACCAUACUUGGGUGCCGUGUGAAGCAAUGCUUGGCGACAACGACAUUGACCUGUUUCGGCACGAGUACCCGGAGGCAACCGUGGACGCGAAGAGCUCUAUACAACUAGAAACGACCGGCACAAAGAAUGGCGUCGCGAGCGAUAGUGGCAACCACGACGGAGUCGAGAAACCCAAACAAGUGAAUGGCUCCAUUGAAGAGAAGGAUACAGAAGAUACCACAAUGGCUGAUGCCGAUGACUCUGCCCAGAACAAGGGGACAGUCAAUGGAAUUGAGAAACCUAAUGACACCGACGAAGUAAUGAAUGAUUCCGUCACAGAAUCAGAAGCCGACAAGAGACCACCACAGAAGAAACCGGAUGGUCAUUCGGAGAAUACACAAACAGUCGAGCCUCACACAAAGGCAGAUGUCACAGUCAAUGGCGCGGCGUCGACAUCCGCGCGAGGCGACGAAGUCGGCUCGUCAAUCGGCCGUCCGGCAACCCCAGACAGUCUCGGCCAGUUCGACAUCCACCCAUUCUUUCUUGCCCCGCCGUCAGCGCGGCCGGACCGAGACCUGGGCAUACCUGAGGCGGAAGCCGAGGACGUUCGCAGGCUGUUGCAGCUCUACGUACAGAAGCAAGAAGAAGUCUGUCGGGGGGCCAAACGCCUGUACCAUGGGCUUCUGCGAGCCGAGCGGAUGCGCAAGACGGUGCUCCAGUGGGCCAAGUACGAGGCGCAUGUCGGCCCCAACGGCGACAUGUCGGACGGCGAGGAUUGGUAUGACAAGGAAGAGUGGGGUCUCGAGGACGAUCUCAAGAAAGGCCAGGACGAGGAGGAAGAAGACACCACACAGCCGGCGAAGAAGAGAACGAGGACGCAUCGGUAG